This is a messenger RNA of Bombina bombina (fire-bellied toad), 2078 nucleotides long. RefSeq names its product ankyrin repeat domain 34A (gene ANKRD34A). The coding region runs from base 359 to 1984 and encodes 541 amino acids. The transcript has 2 exons. Gene Ontology annotation, molecular function: protein binding. The record is from RefSeq and is a predicted model, not a curated record. NCBI's taxonomy places the organism in Eukaryota, Metazoa, Chordata, Amphibia, Anura, Bombinatoridae.
UAGAUUAUAUAUUAUUAUUAUUUUCUGAUGGUUUAUUUUUGUAAGAAUUACAUUUUUUGUACUAAAAAAAAAUCUUUUCAAUUACUUAAAAUCAGAGGACGCAUAUAUUUUUUUUUGGGUUUGUUUUCUAUAGAAGGAUAAAUAUUUCCCAGACAUGAAUUUACUGUUGGAAUUCUCAGGGAUCUCUGGAAGAAAAGGAGGUUGUAUAAAAGAGCAGGCGUUCCAGGCAAGCUUUCUUCAGGAGGGGAAAAAGGAACACAAGGACAAAUACUCGGUAGUGAAUCCUGCAGUUCCAAAAUCGACCAAAUUCUACACCAUAGCUUAGCAGAUACAUUAUCUGUUGCUGUUUCCAUCACCAAUGAGAGAUUCCACUAUGCUGCAUACAGAGGGCAGUGCCUUACUGAAGGCCGUGUGGCAGGGCAAAUUCAGACUGACGCGCCUUCUCCUGGAAGGAGGUGCCUAUAUUAAUGAAGGGAAUUCCCAAGGUGAGACGCCCCUGAUAGCUGCCUGCUUAGCCAAAUAUGAUGACCCCCAGAAUAAGCCCCGGAUGGUUAAAUACCUGCUGGAAAAUGGGGCAGACCCAAAUAUGCCAGACAAGUUGGGAAAAACUGCCCUGAUGCAUGCAUGUUGCAACCUUACUGGAGUAGCUGUUGUAUCUGUGUUGCUGGAACAUGGGUCUGACCCAAGCAUGAAGGAUUACUCAGGAACAUCAGCACUCAUGUAUGCCAUUAACAAAGGUGAUCGUGAAACCCUGAGAGUCCUUUUGGAUGCGUGUAAAGCUAGAGGGAAGGAAGUCAUUAUUAUUACCACCGAUACCUCCCCCUCUGGGACAAAAAAGACAAAGCAGUAUCUAAAUUCCCCUCCAUCCCCAGGCAUUGAUGAAAAGCAAUGUCCAACAAUAUGUAUGUCCCCCUCAGAUAUAGACAUAAAAACAUCUCUCUCUCCAGCAAGUGAAAAAGAAGAAGAAAGGGAUGUUUUUAAUUUCAAUAUGGGCUCUAGGCUCACUUGCCCUUCUUCCUGCAAACUGGAAAUUAAAACAUUAGAUCAGGUACCUACUAAGGGUAGGAUGAUCAACAAGAAACAGCUUAAGAGGCUGAAUUCUGAGCCCUGGGGAUUAGUAGCCCCAUCUGUAUUGGCAGGAUUUCAUUCAGUGGCACUCCCAGACAGGACUACAGUGGAAGAGCAAGAAGAAAAUAUUAUUUCAGAGAUAAACAACUUGUCCAUCACUAAAAGACCUGUGCUCUCCAGGCGACAUAGUAUAGAGGGACAAGAUCCAUCCAUCUUCACAAUGGGUGAACAGUCCCCUGGGGAGGAUCCCUCAACUACUGACUCUUUAUGGGCUGAUAAAGUCCAGUUCAGUAACCUCCACCAACCUUUGUCACGACGCAACACGGCACCUGAGACUCAGGAAACAUCAAGUGCCACACUUGCCCCAACUAUUGCUACUAAUUUACGUGGGGUUGCUCACCACAAAUUAACACGUAUGGACCAUUAUGAAUCUGAUUCCCAUCUUUGUCCAGACUCCAUUCCUGGUUCUCCUGAUUCUGGGCGUGUAUCUUUGGAAAGGAGGAAAUAUAAUGCUUCUCCUUUAACACUCUUUACUAGUUCUUCACGAGAGUCCUUGGAAAGCAUUCCAAGUGCUGUUUCACCAAUAACUGUACGUCGCAGGACACCAGGGCUUUUGGAAAGAAGAGGAUCUGGAACACUUCUCUUGGAUCACAUAUCACACACCAGACCAGGCUUUUUACCACCACUGAACGUAAACCUCAACCCUCCAAUUCCAGACAUCAGAUCUAAUGGCAAAGUUCCUUCACCAGUCCAUGGCAGUCAGAAGACGCUAAUUCCUAUGGCUCCCAGCUCUCCAAAACAUUUUGAAACCAAAGCCAAGAAGAAACUGAUUAGAAGGCACUCUAUGCAAACAGAACAAAUAAAACAACUUGCCAGUUUCCAGAAUUUAUUUGCUCACAAUGAUUCCCCAAAUUAGAUUGCAAAAUGGAACAUCUAUAACAGAAUUAUUUCACGUGAUUAUCAAGGGUGUUUAAAGUCUAGAUGUCUCAUGUUAUUUUCUCCAAAAGAAA